Molecule: messenger RNA, 1514 nt
Organism: Actinia tenebrosa (Australian red waratah sea anemone)
Lineage: Eukaryota; Metazoa; Cnidaria; Anthozoa; Actiniaria; Actiniidae
Molecular function (GO): zinc ion binding
Source: RefSeq, a predicted model, not a curated record
UUUCUACAGUACUAUUUUUUGUCACAAAUAUUUUUAGUUUUAUAGAUUCCUUGAAUACUGUUAUAGAAAUGGCAAGCAAUUUUUUUAACCGUGACCUUGGUUUAGUCCCUAGUUUUACUUUUAGUUUAGUGGAGGAAUACAUCUCAAGUCAUAGCAAAUCGUCAGGAAAAAAAUACAUAACUAAAGGUUUCAAAUACUACAGCGAAAGUUUCAUUUUUAACAUCACUUCCACAAACCUGGCAUAAACCCAGAGGCCAGCAAAUUGAACCAGCAGAAGUGCAAUGUUUGGUGGUCCAUGGAUACCAUUCAAAGACAGAUGAUGAUUCUCCUCCCAAGUCAGUGAAGAGCACACUUUAUCUGCCAGUAAACCGAGAGGAAUUCCCUUCCACACAAGCUUUGCUAGAAAGUCUUGAAGAGGAGAUUCCUGAGUGCCAGAUCAUACCAGGUCUAAAGGAGUCAUGCCUACCACACCAAGCUCUUGCUACAAGAUAUGGAAAUUUUCCCAAAGGUUCACCAGUGAGCUACCAGCAAAAGCUCUCUUCCACCUACAUUUAUAAUAUUGUUAGUCCCUAUGAUGUCCCUGAUUUACCAGUAAGAAAUGUCAUGAAAAACAACUACAAUGCUGUCCUGACAGAAGAAAAGCUAAUCAAAUUUGAAGAUGUAAAACUUUCUUUACAAACAUUGAUAAAAUUUGAGAAACAAACAAGGCUACAAAGCACAUCACCUUUGUGGCAUAAACUAAGAAGAACCAGAAUCACUGCAAGUAAGAUAGGAAGAAUAUAUAGCAGGCAACGAGCUGAUCCAGUCAAACUUGUAGAGAAUUUAAAGAAGAAAACUGUACAGACAGAAGCCAUGAGACUGGGAACAGUGAAUGAGCCCCUUGCAGCUGAAAGAUAUGCCAAUCAUAUCAAACAAGGGAAUGUCAAUGUCUUGCCUUGUGGUAUUGUUGUUAAUUUUUGGUGUCCCUGGCUGGCUGCAAGUCCUGACAGAAUAGUUUAUGACCCUCAAAAAAACCCUUAUUUUGGUCUUUUGGAAAUAAAAUGUACUGUGAAGAGCUCAGUAUUAGAAGUUGACUAUGUCCAGAAUCAACAAGGGCAGAUUUGUCUAAAGAGGAAUCAUGCAUACUACUACCAGGUUCUCAUGCAAUUGGCUGUCACUGGCAUGGAAUGGUGUGACUUUUUUAUAUGGUCAAACAAUGAUGAGCAUUUGGAAACAAUCCAGUUUGAUGCUGACAUGUGGCAAACAGUCAAAGACAAGGCUGAUGCCUUUUACUUUGARUACUACAUCUAGACUGAAGAACCAAACAUUAAAUUGUUCAUAUCUGUGGAAAAGGCACUGGACAAAGAACAUUGAAUUAUAUGUAAUUUCUAUGUAAACAUUACAGUGACAAAGAUUCAAUUUGAACAGUUCAAACUUAGUUUAUUAUUGCAUAUGGAUACAACUCUUCAUAAUACAUUUGUGUGAAACAUGUAGUUUUAUUCUAAACAAAUGAUAUAAAUUUUAUUUUGAAAUUA